GUCUCCCCGCAGGUGUCGUGUGUUCCCCCUGCCUCUGGGGGCGCAGUGUUGGAGACCAGCCAGGAGGGGCCCUGGGCUGUGUGUCUGGACAGCAAGUACAGCCUGGCUCACAAGAUACACAGCAAACCCUGCAGGGUCUACUCUCUGGGACUGGGUGUAGCGGAGCGUAUUCUGGAGCAUUCCCUGGGGGGGGCAGGGUGUGAGGUGCACUGUUUCGACCCGAGCCUGAGACAGCCCCACCUCCAGCAGGGAAACAUGUGGCUCCACAAGCUGUCUGUGGACUGGCGUGACCCAAACCCAGCCAUCUCCGCCCAGAGGCACCACGGCAACACCAAGAAGUUAGCCACCAUCCUCAACAACUUUGGCCACAGACAGGUUGAUGUUCUCAAAGCAGACAUGGAGAGUGCUGAAUGGAAGAUUCUGGAGAAUCUGAUUCUGGAAGGGGUCCUCGACUCUGUGGGCCAACUCCUUCUGGAGCUCCACCUCCACUGGGCAGGGUUUGAGGUGGGUGGAGACGACCCCUCAGUGGUCCGUUACUGGUUCAGCCUGCUGAAGGAGCUGGAGCGCGCUCACUUCCGCCUCUUCCGCUCCUACAGAGACCCAACCAAACCCCUUCUCUUCCUGCACAAGAAUGUUCUGAACGCUAGCAGUGCCUACACGCUGGGUUGGGUGAACACACAGUGGAGGCACUAACUGGAACAGACAGGCCUUCGGGCCAAAGCAGAAGCUGAAUAAUGACGCAUGCUGGGAAAUGUAGUUUGGGUUUUGAUGGACGAUACAGAUUGUUCAUUCCUAAGGCUUACCUUGUGGAACAUGGCUUACCAACGUCUCAGGUUUCGGGCUUCUACAGUUGAGUCACAUGUGAACACUACACUCCUUUCAAGCUCUAUAUGAAAACACUGAUGAGUCGCCCCUCGUUGACCCCUCCCACGUGUCUGAAAUGAUCUCAACCAUGUUGAGGGGAAGAUGUAAUUGGACCAGAGAGGCUGAGCAUCAAAGCGGUUGCAUGUUGGCCAGGGUAAGGGGAGGGUGGGGUGUGGGCGUCGAGCCAGAGUCCCCCCUGUCAUCAAGUCCUUAUCUUGUGCUGGCCUGGAACCCAACAGUCCUGACCACCUCCUCCUUCACUGCCUUCCUACGGGAGACUCCACCGCAAAGGAAAUGCAGCAGGUUGAUCAUAUUGCCAAAGCCAAAAGCCGCAUUGGUCAGGGAGACAACGUUGCUGGCCAAUCACCUCUGAUGAAUGACCCAGGGGUGGGAGGGUCAGAGACAAGGACAGUCCCAGUUGUUGGGAUGGUCCCAACAAAGAACAUGUCAUGUUUAUUUUGUAUUAAAAUGUGUUUUGCAGAAAAAAGGUUUAAAAUAUGGAGGAUAUUUUAUUUAAAUGUUACAGAUGUCAGGAAAGAGUACAUUACCAAUUCUCUUUUCUACUUAAUAGUGCCGUUUGUGCAUGUUUGUAGACUGAACAGCAAUUAUAAUAAAAAACCUAUCUUGGCAAAAAGAAUUCUUGAUACUAAAUAUUUUAAUUGUAACAGAAUGUCAGCACAGCCAAACACAUUAGUUCUGUAAUGAGGAUUCCUGUUGUUCUCUGUCCUUUCUGAGUCAUUCCCUUCCCUCAGUCCCUCCCUUCCUUGCUUUCCUUUUUCCUCAAGCCCCUUAUUUAACUCUCCUAUGUGUGCUCUGCAGCUUUCAAACAGCUUUGUCACCACAUUUAUUACAAAAUGUGAUAUGAAGUCUCUAUUUUGAGAAUAGAUUAAACGUGAUAACUCUUAAUUACUUUUUCCCCCAAAUUAUUUUUUUGAAAUUAUGAAAGCUGUGCAAGACUUGGGGCUAAAAUGACUCAAGUCAGCUUACUUUCAGAAAGGGUUUAAGAGUUUUGAAAAGAAGAGAAUUAGCACUAUAAAAAUCCAAAUAAACUGGCUGGUAAAUCGGCUCUUCAAUGACAAGCAACUUCUGUUGUCAAUGGCUUGACAACAGAAGAUUAACAAAUUAAUUUACAGGCAAAAUGUACAAAAUGUUUAAUUUUCACAAAGGGACUUACUUUUUUUUUCAAAAAUAAAGAAAUAAUGAAAUAUUUAAUCCAGGAUAAAAAAUGUCUGUGAGGAAGGGGACAUUGAUUAAAACAAAACAGCAAGAUAAAAUCACAUCCUUACAAAUAUACUUUUGCUGUGUCUGUCUCAGUGUACAUAUACACCCUUCCCCCUCCUCUUGAGACAGGGUAAGAUAAACAUGACUACAACAGGACUGGAUACCAGCCCACGGCCAGCAAUUAUAGAAACACAGGACAGAACCCCCCCCCCCCCCCUCCCC
Molecule: messenger RNA, 2307 nt
Organism: Hypomesus transpacificus
Lineage: Eukaryota; Metazoa; Chordata; Actinopteri; Osmeriformes; Osmeridae
Gene: mettl24
Product: methyltransferase like 24
Exons: 3
Source: RefSeq, a predicted model, not a curated record